AUGCCGAAGAAGGUGAUGAAAGCUAUGAAAAAGCCGCAGUUUCCUCUUCCGAAACGGGGGAAACAUCGUGUUCAAAGGCGCCCAGCGGCCACGAACACCUACGUCCCUGUGCCCUAUGUUCGUCAUGGUCAGCCAACCACGAAGAACAAGGCACACCGCCAGCGCUGGGGACGAUCAGUUCAAAUGUUCAUGGCAUUGCGGGGCCGCAGGCUCAUAGAGCGGCUGCAAAAGGAUCAGAUCCUACCCAACUGGGAGGGUCACACAUGUCCUCGUUGCAGCACAGGCUCUCUUGGUAGUCUCAAAUACUUCAAGGAGAAGAAGGUUUGGGCCUACCGCUGCAGCCACCGUCAUUGCCACAAGAUGUUGCAGCCUCACGACUAUCACCCCAUCUUCUUCCUCGGUGCGGGCAACUCCCAGACAAAACUGCACGAGCAAGCGGCUGUGCUCUACGCGGCAGUGGCAGGGGUCUCUUCUCAGGCAGCUCAUCUGGUCCUGGAUAUGGACCACAAGCCAGUGGAGAGAAUCUUUGCCAACUUGGAGGUUGCCCGUGCCCGGUAUGUCACCGCGAAGGAGAAGGACAUCACCUACGGUGGCAACUGGGAGGAUGCGGAAGUCGACGAGGUCGACAUUGGCAAAAGUACCGACAACAACAUUGAGGGCGAUUACAACACGAAGUGGGAACAGUGGGGCGGCCUUGUCCAACGAGGCUGUCCUUCAUCGCUUCGUCUUUUCAAGCUGGAGCCGAAGCUCACCAAAAAGCGAGCUCCCGGCCCGGGGCCUAUCAGGAAACGAGACUGGAAGGGCAUCGGGAUGAAGCUCCUCGCCAACUCCAAGGUUGUCUUGCACAGCGACGGCGCCAAGGCCUACAAACUCAAAAUCCCGGAGGUGAUCCACUGCAACGUCGUCCACCAGAAAAAGAAGGUUAAGAUCAACGGCAAGGUGCACUGGAUCAAGCCUCACUACACGAAAGUGUACAAGGUGAAGUUGCCGAACGGCAACCUUCUGAGCGUGAAAAGCGGCACGCAGAUAAUCGACCGCAACCAGGCCCUCACAAGGAAGAUUCGCUCAGCCCAGUUCACCUACUGGUUUCGCUAUGGCAACAUGUGGAAAGCCACAGGUACCAUGCUUGACUUCCUUUGGAACAAUAGCUAG
Symbiodinium sp. CCMP2592 is the source of this 1152-nucleotide messenger RNA. NCBI's taxonomy places the organism in Eukaryota, Dinophyceae, Suessiales, Symbiodiniaceae. The record is from the annotation of a GenBank genome assembly.